AUGGCCAGCUCACCAGCAUCAUCAGACCUCUCCGACCCGCCAUCAGGCGAAAGCGACGGCGAAGAGCAGCUCAGCACCGCCGUCCCCUCCUCCCGACCCAGCGUCGAUAUCACCCAUCCCGACCAUGACCAGCUCGCUCCGCCUCCCAAACGCCGCAAGACCGGCGCAGCACCUUCUCAUGGCCCUCGUGCGACCUCAUACCAGCCACCAGAGGACGAAGACGACAACGUCUCCAUCUCCUCAGACUCCUUCAGCAGCGCGCCUGGCUCCCCGACCCACGAUGAGUACGUCCUGCGGGAUGAAGCGCAGACGCAGUGCUUAUGGAAGGACUGCGACUAUGGCAAUGCUAUUAAUAAUGACGAGCUGGUGAAGCACGUCCAGGGGACGCAUUGCGCGACAGGCGGGCCUAAGAGGACCAAGUAUGUGUGUGAGUGGGGAGAAUGCCAGCGGAAGACGAGCAACCACCCGAGCGGGUACGCGUUGAAGGCGCAUAUGCGGAGUCAUACGAAGGAGAAGCCAUACUACUGUGCGCUGCCUGAAUGCGACAAAUCCUUCACCCGCUCAGACGCCCUCGCGAAGCAUAUGCGUACCGUCCACGAACCUGAGCCAGCGCGCGUUGGCGACAAAACGACCAACGAGCCCACACCUCCGGGCAAGAAGCCGAUCAAGAUUAAACUCACAAACGGCUCUACCAACUCCAACUCCCUGAAGCAUCCACCUACACCCACCGAUGCCUCUCAACUCGCACCUUCCCAUGACGAAGAUGGCAAUCCCGUCACGCCAUCCCACCCGAACGACAAUAUUAAGUAUAUACCCGCCCACCAUCCAAUCACCGGCCAGCCUGGAUUCAUGAUUACAUACCCGCCAGACAUCUCCUUCACAGCCUGGGAGAGCUCCAUAAACGCCAAUGAUCUGAUGCGGCUGUUGAGGCGACAGGUGCACUGGGCGACCCAAGAGAAUGAGCAGCUGAAGGCUGAGUGCGCAGCAUUGGAGCAGAGACGGAGGGAGGAAUGGCGGCUGACGGACGCUGUUUUCGAAGGUGUGAUGGAGUCGGAGCUUGCGCGUGGCGAUAUGCAGGGCUUGCUGGAUGGGAUGGAAGCGCGCGUCAGGCAGCAGAUGGAGCAGGACACUGCGGCGUCGAGAGCGCGAGAGUGGACGGGUGGAGAGCCUUCGUGGCGGAGGCAUGGGAAUGGUGCUGCUGCGACGCCAGGAGAGAGAAACGGGAACGGCAACGACGAAGAGAUGAGAGACGCGGACGAUGAGCGACCGACGCCAACACCCUCGCCGCCUCCCACCGGCCACAGCGCAGGCGGAGGCUUCGACGGUGACCAGGAUCCGUACGACAACUAUCUGGCAGGGCGCAUGGCGGAGUAUGAGGAGCGCGAGCGGCUGCGCAGCCUGCACAAUACACCUCAAAAGGCUCAGGCGGCGAAGGAGGCCGAUGCUGUGGGUGCCUUGAUUGGCAUGAGCGGUGUACAAUAG
Saxophila tyrrhenica is the source of this 1482-nucleotide messenger RNA. RefSeq lists its product as uncharacterized. The coding region runs from base 1 to 1482 and encodes 493 amino acids. The record is from RefSeq and is a predicted model, not a curated record. Gene Ontology annotation, cellular component: nucleus. The transcript is spliced from 2 exons. Lineage: Eukaryota; Fungi; Ascomycota; Dothideomycetes; Mycosphaerellales; Extremaceae.